AUGCCUCCACCGAAUAACAACACCGUCAAGUUCAGAGACACAAAUCAAAAGCAGGCCCGGAGCAGCACCACCGCCUAUCACGCUUUCCUUCAUGUGUUGUCGAAGAAUAUGGAGGUCGCCGCCAUAAAUAUUGGUCCCCUCGACUCCUUGGCACACUUUCAGGCGAAGGCAGGCUUGAGCCUCGUCGGGAUCAUUCCACAUUGGUGGUUUCCGCAACUUGAGACCUUUGCAGAAGACUAG
Messenger RNA from Uncinocarpus reesii 1704, 240 nucleotides. RefSeq lists its product as uncharacterized. The coding region runs from base 1 to 240 and encodes 79 amino acids. The record is from RefSeq and is a predicted model, not a curated record. Lineage: Eukaryota; Fungi; Ascomycota; Eurotiomycetes; Onygenales; Onygenaceae. The transcript is spliced from 2 exons.